Raphanus sativus (radish) is the source of this 1006-nucleotide messenger RNA. RefSeq names its product UPF0664 stress-induced protein C29B12.11c. Gene Ontology annotation, cellular component: nucleus. Lineage: Eukaryota; Viridiplantae; Streptophyta; Magnoliopsida; Brassicales; Brassicaceae. The record is from RefSeq and is a predicted model, not a curated record. The transcript is spliced from 6 exons. The coding region runs from base 241 to 855 and encodes 204 amino acids. Gene Ontology annotation, biological process: positive regulation of DNA-templated transcription. Gene Ontology annotation, molecular function: transcription coactivator activity; chromatin DNA binding.
ACGUUUCCUUAUCAAACCGCGUGGUUCUUUUUUUUUCUUCUCUCUCAUUGCAUCUGGAACAAGCGAGAAGCUCUCUAACAAAGCGGGUCCCUUCCACCUUUUUUUCUCGUCUUCUUCGUCAAAUUAUCUUCUCUCCGAUCAAAAAGUCGCUAGAGUGAUCAGGUUACACAGCAAGGGAAGAAUUGAGGUUUGAGAAGCACAACAACAGAACAAGAAGGGAUCAAAUUGAAACUUGCAGCCAUGGCGCUUAACCCUCAGUUGAUGCCCAAUGGGAUGCCUGUUCCCUUUGUUAACGAAAUGUUUGUUCUUGUCCGAGAUGGGGUUGAGUUUGAAGUCGACAAGAUUCCUGGAGGACAUGGAGGUCAUGUUAAGGCCAAGGGAGUGAUAUACUUGUCUAACAUUCGGAUGGUCUUUGUUGCAAGCAAGCCUGUUGAGAACUUUGUUGCUUUUGACAUGCCUAUGCUUUACAUCCACGCGGAGAAAUUCAACCAGCCAAUAUUCCACUGCAACAAUAUAUCUGGACAAGUCGAGCCUGUGGUACCUGAGAACGAGCACAGAGCACUGUAUUCAACACACAGUUUCAAGAUCCUAUUUAAGGAAGGUGGUUGCGGGACGUUUGUUCCUCUUUUCUUGAAUCUCAUAUCAUCAGUAAGGCAGUACAACAGACAAAUGCAACAAGCGGCGACGGCAGCACCACGUGUUGAUCCUCUUCAAGCUGCACAGACCCCUGUUGAUGAAAUGAUGAGACAUGCGUACGUGGACCCUAACGAUCCAACGAAGAUAUACCUGCAGCAGCCAUCUGGGGAGUCUCAGUUGAGGCGUCGAGCUUACCAUUCGAGUGCGGCGGAGCACUGAUGACAUAAACACCGAAGAUACAAGAGGGUGAUGGGGAUAUGCAUGCUGCAACAGAUGUGUGUUGCAAAUAAGUAAAAGCGUCGUUGGUUUGUUGGAUAUGUAUAUGUGAAAAAUUGGGUUCUCUCAUGCAUGAUUAAAAGUUUUUAAGUGA